GCCAACAUGGCGAAUUUGAGCAAUCAAUUGCAAGCUUAUUUGCAAAGAAAUGAUAAAAAUGGGACGAAUGGGGAGGCAGAUGAGAGUUUACUGCCUGGGGAAUCUUCCAAAGUGUCGAAGUGGUUUUCUAAGAUGACGAAUAGGCAGGAAACAGCAAGCCCUGUGAUCGAUGAGACGAGUAAUGGGUGGUUUAGUGAUGCCCAAAAAGAUCCUUGUCUGCCAAGUUUGUCAAAGAAGCAAAGGAUCAUUGGCUUUGUUGGCUGCAUUGGUCUUGGAGUUUUCUGUUUUGCUCUGGCCUCCUUCUACAUUCCCUUUAUUGUCCUGAAGGCAAGGAAGUUCUCCCUCCUUUACUCACUCGGAAGUCUAUUUUUCAUUUCAAGUUUUGCGUUACUAUGGGGACCCAUGAAUCAUCUAAAACACCUUGUAUCCGGAGAUAGAUUACCCUUUACUACAGUUUACUUUGGAACAAUGUUUGGAACAUUAUACUUUGCAUUAUGGGCCAAAAGUACAGUAUUCACAAUAAUUUUUGCUGUUGCUCAGAUUUUAUCACUGGUCUGGUAUGUUAUCAGCUACAUCCCUGGUGGACAAACAGGACUAAAGUUUUUCUCAAAAAUAUUUUACGUCGCUGCAUCAAAAACUGUUCAAAAGACUCUUCCAGUGUAGCAUAUGUUGGUCGGUGGUAGCCCAAUUUUGUUUGUUUUCGGAUCUUUUUGUAUAAUGCCUCAUCUUAGCCACCAGAGUUCAAGGAUCUCCGAACUGACCUUGUUUUCAAUGCGAAUGGAUAUUUGAAGUUUGUAUUCUCGUAGAGUUUGGGGCCCUUGAACUCUGCAGGCCUGGCCAACUCCUCGGGCGGUGGCCAUGUGGGAGUGGCCAAGGCAGUGGGUAGAGUUCACUCAUGUUUAGGUAUAAUUUAUAAGAACCUUGGUUUAGAGAUAAACUACAUAGAUACAUCAGUUGUUCUCUUUGUGCCAUAUUUCUAAGUGGUCUUGUGUAUGCCUACCAGUACUAUCAAGAAUUCAUAAAGACUACUAUGCCUGUACACAUUGAAUUCAUUGUUAAUGUUCAUGAACGUGCUCUUUCUGAUGAUGGUAAUUUCUUCAUCAUCAAAACAUGGAAUCGAGUUGGCCAGUGGAUUUCAUGGAUUAUGUUCGUGGUAUUCACCUGUUGGGUGAUCAGGUUGUAAAGACUGAUGAUAUGUCUCGGCUGGAUGGUAUAUCUAGUUAAUUCAGUGGGUAUUGCCCCAUUAAUUAUAAAUGUCCGGCAAUGACAUUAUUGUUCAAGUGUAUUUAAUAAAGUAUUGUUUUUUUAUCUAAA
Molecule: messenger RNA, 1314 nt
Organism: Lineus longissimus
Lineage: Eukaryota; Metazoa; Nemertea; Pilidiophora; Heteronemertea; Lineidae
Exons: 6
Coding region: 7-663 (218 amino acids)
Biological process (GO): vesicle-mediated transport
Cellular component (GO): membrane
Source: RefSeq, a predicted model, not a curated record